Molecule: messenger RNA, 816 nt
Organism: Drosophila willistoni
Lineage: Eukaryota; Metazoa; Arthropoda; Insecta; Diptera; Drosophilidae
Exons: 2
Coding region: 39-758 (239 amino acids)
Source: RefSeq, a predicted model, not a curated record
UUGUUCCCAAAAAAAAUUUAAGAAGCUUCUGCUGCCUAAUGGGAACAAUUCCAUAUAGUGUGCUUGGAAUUGUAUGUCAAAAAAUUUUAAUCACUUAUUGUAUCAGUUUGAAAACAGUAAUGAAUUCACAAAGAUCCAACAUGAACGACCAAAGUGAUAACAGAUCAACAGGAUCUAGCAAAAAUUCAAUCAAGAAUGAAUCCAAUACACCGUCUAGUAGUACUGAAGAUGAGUCUAAGGACAUUUUAAAUAACGAUCAAAGCAAAAUGACUCUUACUACUGAUUACCCGAACACGUCUGAUUCUUCCGACUCUCUGGGAACGCCAAGUGACAAAAGUAUUGAUUCAUCUGACUCUGAAACGGAACAUCAAUUUGAAGAACACAUAGUUAAAACACAGUUUGAAAUAUUCAACAUUAUGCAUGAUUUCAAUUUUUGCGACAAUUUGAUCCAGCAGUGUCAUGAAGCUAAUGUCUGCGGCUAUAUCGUAAUUAGCCAAGGAAGCCGAUCUGCUUUAGGUGAAAUGGAGGGAACAGUACGGGAAAUAAAUAAAAUUAAAAAUUACUUGUUAACAUCGUAUUUGCCGGAACCGUUUAUACAACGUGCUAAGUUUUCAACAUAUGAACGUGAAAAUUCCCCCAAAAAAUUGAAAUUUAGCCAAGCCUAUACCUAUACGAUAGAUAACGACAAAAUUUUGGGAAAAAAUCAAAAAGAGAAUGUGAAAUCAGGCACCGAUAAGGCAAAUGAGAAAGCUUCUUGAAUCGAUGAGUCGAUACUAAAAAUAAUUCAAAGGUGUUAUCUAUAACUAAUUUUUAAUA